Molecule: messenger RNA, 3319 nt
Organism: Cuscuta campestris
Lineage: Eukaryota; Viridiplantae; Streptophyta; Magnoliopsida; Solanales; Convolvulaceae
Source: the annotation of a GenBank genome assembly
GGAAUUUUGACGUGGAAACCCAAAUUGAGAGAAAACCACGGGCCUUUUUUGGCAGUACCUUGCCAACGGGGGAUUUUUAUUUAUAUUGGGGGUUGUACACGAUACAUGAAUUUGGCUUGGAAGCCAUUAAUGCAAGCUUGAAGGCUUGCAUGAGAAAUAAAUUACAAGUUCUCUAGAGAGAGAAAGAAAUGUGGGCAGGGGAGAGAGGAAAGAGGCCUCCUUUAACAUUGAGGGGGAGCCCUCCUUUUAUAGGAGAGAGUCGGAGCAUCUACGGAGGAAUAUUCUCUUAUUCCUCUAUUUUAUUAAACAGGCUUGGUUUGACUGUUCUUCGUAAAUAAUUGGGAAAUGUGGGCCGAGCCACGUAUUAUUUCCCAUCAAUAAGUCCUCCACUUUUUUAAGUUGUGAGAAUCAUCAACUUAAAAAAGUAAACAAGUCCUCCGAGUGCUAUCUUCAAUCUUCGUACUUUGAAUUCUUGACCGGCUGAUAUUAUUGCUAGUCCUCCAAGUCUUCAUUAAUUUUCCAAUUUCUUGAAUCAGAAGGUCUUCCUGCAAAAAUAAUAUGAACACCAUUUUUUUUGACCGGCCUAUGCCGUGCUCAAAUAAUUAUUAUCUUUACCGAGGAGCUCGGUGUUAGAGUGGUUAAAAUUCGCGUGAAUAAUUAUCGUAACAAGAGCGAUGUCAGUUCGAUAAAGCAACGAUGCUUCGAGUAGUUAUACGACACCGGAGUUAGUACGAUGAAGCGGCGGUGCUUCAAGUAGUUAUUUCGUCGAGACCGAUGUUAGUACGGAUUAAGUAAACGAUACAUAGCGAAAUUAGUAUAUCGAAGUAAUCGAUAUUACUUAAUACGAAUUAAGUAUGUUGCAGUAACUUUGUCGAAGAUCGAUGUUAGCCCGGCUAACUGAUGCAAAUAUCUUCAUGUCAUGUAGAGACCACUUCCGGAGUGCCUUGUUCAAAGGGCCUGAAGAAUCGGGCGUCCCCGAUAAGGGCUCAGCUGAGCCACCGGUGUACCCAAUUCGAUUGGGGUCAGACUUACGAGAAAAUAUGUGCACUACCGGUGUGUAUAUCAUUCUUGGCCUGUCUCGCGCACAAGAAUGAUAUUUACCAGCGUGCCAGGCCGGGCCUGUGUCACAUAUUUUAAUAUUUUUUAUUAUACUGAGCAAGACCGGUGUAGUAACCAGCGUGCCAGGCCGGGCCUGUGUCUCAGUCUUCCUCUUUUUUUUAAAUACUGAGCAAGACCGGUGUUGUAACCAGCGUACCAAGCUCGGCUUGUGUGUGAGUCUUCCCUCCGAAUUCAUUCCACCAAUUAUUGGUGGUAGACCCCAAUGAGAAAUAAGUGGGGAACUUAUUUCCUCCUCCGCAAUAUUCAAUGUCCAUCUCCCACCAACAUGAUUAAUUGAUGGGCUCCAUUGUGAAAAUAAGUGAGGGAGUCCCUUUGUUGGUUUCUAAAGGGAUAAGGAGUAAAUGGCGUGAGCUUAAAAUCCAUGCACCAAAGUCCAUUGGUGGGGCCUGCCCAUAUGUGAAUUGCUCCAUGAUCGCCUUUCACAAUCAAAAUGGGAACUGGACUCUUGCUUUUGCCUUUGUAAAGAGCAUCUGCUUUAAUUGAUCUCCCUGCGCAAAACGGUCUCCAUUUGGGAUUUUCCUUAUGAUCACAUAUGAAUUUACACAAUCAAGUUGAUAAUGAAUCAACUUGUCUCCUUGUAGUUUCAGGCUUUCAACGGGGAAGGUGAUGUAGAUAAAGAUAGCCUUCCAGCAGCGGCAAACGAGUUUCCCGACCACCGGCGUUGGCGGUGCAACCCAGUAGUAGUACGGGGGGUCUUAUCUGCAACGGUAGUUGUUGGCUUCAGUGGCGACAUGGGCGGACACCAAUGGGGUGCGGUUUCAUGACCUGGGUGGUGGUUCCAUCAACCGGCGGCAGGUCGGCGGGUUUGCGCGACGGCAGCAGCGGGUUUGAGCAACCCCGUAGCAACAAAUAUGAACUUCUACAAUAGAACCAUGGCAGUGGCCGGUUCUGCACAGAGCAGAUGGCCGGCCGUGGUGAUGUACUCCGGCCACUUCAAUUGACAUUCAGCGGCGGUGAUGGUUGAAUUCGGCGUCCUUGGCGGCAAUUCUAGCGGAGACCACAAUGAUGACGGUAGACUUUGGCGGUAAGGACAGCGGCAUAUGAUCAGAAUCCUUCAGAGGGAGGAUGGGCAAAGGCACCCCCUUACAGCCGUAGAUCUGUCACUGGUUUCUGGCGGCGGUGAUCCGAAUGGGAUUCAGGGUAUUUAAUGGUCAUCAGCGGAGAGAACCACAAAUUCGGGUGAGUAUUGCCCUCAACUAUUUAGGAUUGGGCGGUCUGCACGGGGCUGCUUGCGUCCAUGGAGCAGAUUCCAACGAGGGUAGCUGUCUCCGUAAUUGUUUAUGGCUUCCGUCGAUGACGAUGGGCGAUGGCGAUGGCGGUGGGAACUCAUCUUCUCAACCGUGGUGGCGGUGUAGUGCCCGGAAGUCGGGCUGCGGCCAAAAAUGGCGGCAGUGGCCAGAUGCUUCUGCAUGCUGUCGCGAUCUCGAUCCACUAGAUGCUAGGUGUCGACAGCAUCACUUGAUUGCUCCUCUCCCCACGCUCCUCCAGCCCGUGGUAGAUCUCAGGGCCGGCGAGGGGGGAAGCAGUGAGAGGCCUGAUUGCGCAGUGUUAGACACGAGACGGAGCCCCGGCCAGCGCCCCCUUGGAUAUUGGCUUCUCUGCUUUGACGGCAACGAUAAUUUCCUCCGGUGGCGGGGUAACCCUGUGCGGUAUUGAAGAGGCACGGAGGUCAGAUUUCGGCACCCGGUCUAAAUCUUUCCCCCAUUUUCCAAUGCAGUGAGAGGCUUCGUCGUCGUGGGGAGAGGAAAAAUGGAUCAUUGUGUCCUUUGAUUUCUGCGAUUGAAAGUGGAGAGAAGAGGCAGGCAGCUCUGUUGGUGACGGAUGAAUACUUAGAUCUGGUUCUCUCCCCCUUUUGUUUGAUUGUGCAAAAAUAAAUUUUCACUUGGUUUUUCUUAGAACUUGGCUUGAACUCCCCCCUUUCUUACCGGGCAAGAGGCAUAUUUCAGAGAGAGAAUCAUGGCCUUUUGCUCGGUCACACGGGUGUCGCCAAAAUGAUGGUGUAAAUUAUCGACCGGUAUACCGUUUUUAGUCCGGCUAAAACAAUAAACUAGUCUAAAAAAUACACCAAAAUAUAAACACGGGAAUUUUGACGUGGAAACCCAAAUCGGGAGAAAACCACGGGCCUUCUUUGGCGGUACCUUGCCAACGGGGGAUUUUUAUUUAUAUUGGGGGUUGUACACGAUAGUACUUAAACCGAACC